AUGGCGCAUCGCAGUCGGGCCACCGUCGACCCCUCCUCCGAUCAGGAGGAACGCGUCGACUUCCUCGACGACGACUGUGGCCGCAACGCGCUGCAGUUGGCAGCACGAGGCAGCACGAUCGUUGCCACCCUGCAGCGGCUGGCCGCCCACAUCCCGGCUGAGUUUACGGCCCCGAGUAGAACACCGUAUGCAAGGCUCAUCUUCGACUUCCGCUACUUCAAGCACCAGGAUCAGAUCGAAACGAACAUCGCAGACUCGGCAGAGCUGCUAGUUAUGGACAAGGAAUUCUACGACACGCACAUGGGGCUGCUGGAGAAGUUCAUGGCGCUAUUUAGAGGCAUCUACGGCUACGCAACCGAGCUGAACCGCUACGUGCGCGAGAUCCAAGACGGCCAGUACGUGGCCCAGACGCUGGAUACGGUGCUAGAGUCCUUGGAUGGUCGACAGCUCCUCUGCGAGCUGUAUCACCUAUACGGUGUGAUGCUGCUCCUGAUGGACCACAAAAUUGGCGGCCUGGUGCGGGAGCGCAUCAUUGUGAGUUAUGUGCGGUACCGAGGCUCUGGGGAGGCGCACACGGUGGAGGUGGCGGAGCUGUGUCGAGCCACUAGUCAGGGUGCAGAUGGGGGUGCAGCGAUAGCCGGCAGCUCCGUCGAGCGGACGCCGGUGUCACCAAGGGCUGCCGCUGGUAGUGGUACUGGCAUCAGCAACUACCCGAUCGACUACUUUGAGCGCGUUCCGGUGCAGAAAGGCGUUGUAGCGCGACUGCUGGCCUGUAUUCGGUCCGACGACAUCUACCGCAUGUCCAGCCAUUACCCGAACCCAGACCACCGCAGCGCUGCCAUGGCACUGCAAGGCGGUAUCGCGUUCGUACUCCUCUUCUUCUGCGGCGACGUGCUGGCGCAGCAGCUGCCGGUGAUGAAGGAGUUGGUGGAGAAGCACUUUGCCGACAACUGGGUCGUUCACUACUACGGCGGGUACACGGCAGAUUUAUCUGUUGCCUGGGCAGCGUUUCCAGCAGCGCGCGCGGCGCUGCGGCGCACUCUUGAGUCGCACAGCGUCACCUAUCACUUGCAGCGCAUGCGUGGCGCGUUGGCACGCAGCACCGAGCGUGUGCAGGCAGUGCUGGAGGAGGGGAUGCUGACAGAGAACUAUGUCUUGGACAAUGUACACGCGUCGCUGUUGCCCAUCAUCACCGAAUCAAACGUGGUGCUGCGCUGGUUUGUGCUCCAAGGGGUGUGCUCCGCCUCAGCGUCAUCGCCGCCGGCGUCUCCGGUUUGCGGCGACCCCGAUGAAGCGAGUCUGCGCGCCGCCGCUUCUGCUGCUGGGCAGGCGGUGCGCGCCAGCUUUGAGAACGAUGAGCUUCUGACGCUCCUGCUGGCAACGGCGCAGCUGGAGCGAGACGUCUACUCGCGCUUCGCGGUAGUGCUGCAGGAGAAGACCGCGCGCUGGGCAGGCGCAAGGCGACAGGCGGUGUCGCGCGUGCAGAAGCUGUCGCACUUCUUCUCGGAGGACAACCUGCUCGACACGUCUGUGCACGACGCAGAGCUAGAGCGGUGGUUUGCCGAAGUCGGUGCUCGUAUCACCAACCUGCACAUGAAGCGGCAGAGCGCGAAGGCGACACGGCGCAAGUUGCAGCGGCUGGUGGCGGCGUUGGAGAACAUACAGGAGUUCGCCCAGGUGAACCAGCAGCUGCAGGUGCUGCAGUACGUCCGGGAGACGUGCGCAGACUUGCACCAGAUGCUGCAUUACCUGAACGCUGAGCGCCGUGUGCUUGGACGAUUCGCCACCGUGACUGACUUCAGCUAUGCGUGGGAGCUGCUCUCCGCACGCGGGUACCUCGUCCGCGAGCUGCAGGCCCGCAUUCGGCGGCAGCCAGUUGUAGCGGCGCAGAUGCAAGCACUCUUCGCGAAGCUCUCGUCGCUGCUUCAUCUGCCGUGCAUCCGCAUCGAUGAAGGCGUCGCCGUCACCGCCGCGAGUGCUCUGGGAGUCGACGUGCGGCUCGAGCGGGCGCUGCAGUUCACCUCUACCUUUUACUCUGAGGAAGUGGUUUCGUUUCUGCGAAGCGUUCUACAGGUGAUUCCGACCUCCAUCUUCGAGGUCCUGAACAAAGUCAUGUACCUCCUCACGAAUGCGUUGCGGGAGUGCCCAAGCAAGCUGCAGCGCGACGAGUGGAAGCGCUGGAGCCAGCUCGAGACGCGGGAGCAGCUGUGCGCGUGCACGGCCGACAUAGCCCGCUACGCAGCCGGGCUGCUGGCAAUGGAGGAAACGACGGUCGGUGUCGUGCGCGUCAACCCGCAUCAACUCCUGGAAGACGGCAUACGCAAGGAGCUCGUUGAGCACAUUACGCGCGAGCUGCACGCCGGCAUCUGGUUUGACCGGUCCAAGCCGUCCACCGUCGAGGACCUCGACAAGGAGCUGGUGCAGCUGGGGGCCCGGCUGCGUGGUGUGCGGAACUCCUUCGAGUACAUCCAGGACUUCGUUAACGUGCACGGGCUUAAAAUUUGGAUGGAGGAGUUUCAGCGCAUUGUCCGCUUCACCCUGCAGAUGGAAUGCAACGCCUUCUGGCCCAAAAAGGUGUACCCGUGGAGCUCGCCCUAUCAAUCCGCGAGCAUCACGAUCCCGCAUUUUGCGCCGGCGAACCCGAAGGAUGCAUAUAGCUUCCUCGGUCACCUGGUCCAGCACCUGCUGUACCUGACGGACCCGCGUGAGUCCAUCUACUUUCCUGCCUACGGUGCGUGGUUCACGCGGCGCCAGCUGUGUGAGUGCGUGGGGCCGCGCUUGUUUUCCCGCGUCGCCGAUGCGGUCGAUUGCACCGGGCUAGCCUGCCUCGACGAGCUCCUGAGCUCCAUCGCGACCAAGGACAUGCAGCUACUGGUGCAACGGCUUGCCGAGUCGGUGGCGUCGCUGGAGUCGGCACAACGCGGCGCUGUGCAGGAGGUCUGGGCGCGGUGUAUGCCCACCUCCUCGACUCCUGAGAAAGACGCGUUUUUGAAGGAUUAUGAUCAGCUGGCCUCCAUUCUCGAGGCGUCGGCAGCGGCGCAGGAGGUUGGGGUCGUUGCGAUGCGCCUUGGUCGCAUUGCCUUGAUUCGACAGCUAAUUGCUCACCAGCUGCGCUCGGACAGCAAACAAGACAGCUCUGCGCUGGUUGCGUGCACGCAGGCAGUCAACACCGCCGUCGUGGCAACCCUGAACAGCCACCUCGCCAAAGACCCGUUCGAAGCGAGGGCUGCCGGCUCCUCGCGAUCGUGCGCAGAUGUGUCGGAGGGGCUGGUGUGCGGAAUGGCGCCGCUGCUGAGCUCUGUCGGCCUCACAGACCCGUUCGCGACGGUGUACGAAGUUGCGGACGGGGGCGGGGGUGGCUCGCCCAGUGGUGACGACACAGCAGGUGAGUUCAGCUUUGGCGCACCUCCGCCUGCGCCAGCCACCGCUGGCAGCGGCGCGGCUCGCCCUGUCGCGGUACCGACGAAGUUGCCACUACCGCUCUUGGUCCUUCCGCUCUGCGUGGUGGUGCUGCUCCACGUGCAGAAGUGCACCUACAGCGCGCGCUUCGACAGCUGCAUUCCAGCGGAGAAGGAAGACGACGUGGACCCCACCGUGCUCGCUGUCGGCGUGGCGAUCCUACUGCAGCAGUUCCCGCUGGAGGCCACGCGUCUUCUUUUGCAGCUACUGGCACAGGUGGUGCGCGUGUCCAUCAUCGCCAGGACCCCGACACCGAAAGGGAAGGGCAAGGGGGCGGCGCCGCCGCUGGUGUGCCGCUGCGCCGACGCUCUCAUAAUGUGGAUAGAGGUUCUUCAAGGCUACCUCCCGCGGUACCCGGAAAGGGAGUGGUCGCAUGGGGUUCCACCCAGUGUUCCUGAUCGCUACGCGCAGGGCGUGUGA
Leishmania major strain Friedlin is the source of this 3879-nucleotide messenger RNA. RefSeq lists its product as hypothetical. The record is from RefSeq and is a predicted model, not a curated record. The transcript has a single exon. Lineage: Eukaryota; Euglenozoa; Kinetoplastea; Trypanosomatida; Trypanosomatidae. Bases 1 to 3879 code for a protein of 1292 amino acids. Gene Ontology annotation, biological process: actin filament polymerization; endosome organization; endosome fission. Gene Ontology annotation, cellular component: WASH complex; endosome.